AUGCAAAAAAGAAGGACAUCACCUAACAAUAAAGGUCUUCCUUGCAAACCAGUCCCGGAAAUCUGGAAGGAAGCUCUGCAGCAGCCAAUGAGUCGUAAUGAUGGAUCUGACCCCAACCAAGUGGUGGCCCUCUCCUAUAAAACUGGUUUGGAAGCUAGAAAAAGAAGUAUAGAAAGAGCCAAAAUGACGCCCAUUUCCAAUGUAAUGUGGGGUCAUGCCCUUAAAGCUUUUGCAUGUCUCCAUGACGGAAGUCGAUUGCUCGAGGAAAGGAAUGCGAUUUUCCAGCUGUAUUUUCCAACAGCAACUAUCAGGAUGGCUUGCGAGAAAGGGCUAUACACACUUGUCAUGGACGGCGUUAAGAUCUUUCUCACCCUCGAAUGGCGCUACCCGAUCUUUAUGUUUCAGAUCCCCUUUGCCUACGCAUUCACUGGAAAGAAGAACCAGCAAACACAAGUUCCCAUUUGUUUCGACACAUAA
This is a messenger RNA of Cylicocyclus nassatus, 477 nucleotides long. NCBI's taxonomy places the organism in Eukaryota, Metazoa, Nematoda, Chromadorea, Rhabditida, Strongylidae. The record is from the annotation of a GenBank genome assembly.